AUGACUUCCUCUCCAGUCACCCAAUUCUUAAACGAAAAGUUUGUUUCAUUCCAGGACCUUGCCCAAUCCUUGGAUUCUAUAAACUCCUCUUUAAAAGCCUCUUCAGAUGCUCUUAACCUCGGCCUCAUUGAAAAACGCGAGGCCCGUACAGCUGCCCAAAACUCGGCAGUCUCCACCCUCAGAGCCAUGUUCAUUGCUUGGAUGGCCUCUCCAACUUCCACCUUCUCUGCUUCCAAGUUAGACAUUCUUGACAGCGAUUUUAACUCUGCUCUUACAGAUCUUUAUACCCAGUUCCCCAAUAUCCGCAAUGAUUAUACCAUCUUUGACUCAAUCAUUUACCCGAAAUUUGCCCAAAUAAAGGCUCUCAUCACAAGCCUUCACUGCCUCACCAUUGCCCAAAAGGUUAGAGACGCUGCAAAUACUGUCGCAUCGCUUACCCUUGAGAAAGACUUUGACAAGGCCUUAGACCUCCUUGACUCUAUUGAGCAACAAUACGAGCCAUCUCUUAGAAUUUAUGCAUCCCCCACCCAAACAAAAGAUUCGGCUCUUGGCCAAAUUGCUAUUCAAACUCUUCGCCAUCUACACAAAAAUGUCCGCACCCCGCUCCAAGAUCAUAUGAACAAGCGUCUUAAAGUCUUUUUUGAAAAGGCAAAAUGGCCAGUCUCCACCGUCGCUCCUGCUCUUUACGACGAGUUCAUCAACUUGUUUGUAAAGUACCUCGAAACAGAAGCUUCCAAUCCUGACCAACUAGCUGGCCUCUUGGCCACCCCACAAAAGGCUUCCAAAUACCCUAUCCCCUUAUCUGCCUUUGCAGCUCUUGUGGCCCCCAUCGACCUCCGGUUCCAAUUUCACUUUGAAGCAAAAUCAGAUACAAACAGACCAGAUAAACCCGAAUGGGCUUACCAUCAUUUUUUAAACGUCAUUGAAGGACACAUUGACUUUUUAAUCCAUGCAGCCGAUGCUGCACUCCAAAAAUCUUCCCGCUUCAAUGAUAGAAACGGCGUCCAUGAGUUCAUCACUGCAUUAUUACCUAGCGUUCGUCGCAAAGCCCUUUCCCUCUUCUCCCAAGUUACCUCUUCCCCAAAACUUUUAUCCCACCUUGUCUACGAAACAAUCAUGUUUGACAAUGCAAUUAGAGAAAAAUACUACUACGUCCCCUACAAUUCUGAUCCUCAAUCUCCACUCGAAUGGAGAGGAAUUUCCGGAGAUAUUCUUUCCAACGAUGACGCUUACAACACCUGGCUCAAAAUUGAGCUGGCCAGCGCAAAAGAUCGCUUUGCAGAAAUCAUCGAGUCUCAAAACGCCUGGCAAAUCGACUAUGACUUUGUCAGUCACUCAGAAACAAAGCCUACUGAAUCUGCAAUCAACCUAAAAGACCUUAUCGAGGGUAUCACUGAGCAUUACUCAUCGCUCACGUCGAUCCGCUUCCGUAUGAAAUACUUUGUAACGAUCCAAAUUGACUUGCUUGACAAGUAUUACGAGCGUCUCAACGAGUCCAUGACUGCCUUUGAGUCUCUCACAUCCCGCUUCUCCCGUGCGGUCGGAAGCGUCUCUGCCGAAGAUAAACAAAGCGUUUCCGGUAUCCGUGGCCUCGAGCGUCUAUGCCGCAUUUUUGGCAGUCUCAAUUACAUUGUCAAGGCUCUUGAGGAGUGGGGGGAAGAAAAGUUUUUUUUGAAAAUGUGGGACGAUCUUAAUAAACGUACCUCACAACUUCAAGCCGAUCCAAACAGAUUGGCAAAUGAAACCCUUUUCGAUGAAACUAUCCAGUCUUACAAUAAACUCAUUUCCCGUGUCGAAAUCGCAAUGGUCUCGCUUCUUAAAACCGAAUUCAAUGGCUCCAUGCGCGAGUACUUUAAGAAAAAUAACUGGGCAACCAUGACCAUCGAGCAAGACCCUGUCGAGGUCUCACGAGGUCUUAUCCCUGCAAUCCGCACCAUUUCUUCUCUUCUCUCGUUUCUUUACCGCUUCUUCUCGCCCUUCCACUAUACCCGUGUCGUCCGCCGGUUUGCCCAAGAUAUUGAGCACUAUAUCUUCAACUUUAUCAUCUCCGCAAACCAGUUUUCUUAUGACGGCGGACGACAACUCCAAGCUGAUAUUGCGGAACUUUGGGCUGCUUUUAGACUCCCCUCCGAGGCAUCGCUGCGCCGGCUGGACCAGUGCGCAACCAUUCUUGCGCUUCCAGCGGCUGGCCAAGUCGAGCCUAACUUGGCUUCAAUAAAAAGUAUAAUCCAUGGUGAUGAUAAUGGUUACGAAGAAGUUCGUGCUGAUCUGCAGCUCACCAACUUGAGCGAUAUGGAUAUUGAAAAGCUUCUCAAUCGUAGAAUUGCCGGUAGUUAA
Magnusiomyces paraingens is the source of this 2337-nucleotide messenger RNA. RefSeq lists its product as uncharacterized. Bases 1 to 2337 code for a protein of 778 amino acids. Gene Ontology annotation, cellular component: Dsl1/NZR complex. Lineage: Eukaryota; Fungi; Ascomycota; Dipodascomycetes; Dipodascales; Dipodascaceae. Gene Ontology annotation, biological process: retrograde vesicle-mediated transport, Golgi to endoplasmic reticulum; endoplasmic reticulum to Golgi vesicle-mediated transport; regulation of ER to Golgi vesicle-mediated transport. The record is from RefSeq and is a predicted model, not a curated record. The transcript has a single exon.